GGCUCUCCACGCUCUGCUUCCGGCUUGGCGGCGCCGUCUGGGGCCUCACGUCAGGUUGGAGGCUCGUGCGGCGGCUGGCGGGGCGGAGGGGGACUCGGAUUGCGCAGAGGACCCAGGAUAAACCAGAAGAUUCACCAUCGCUUCUAUGGCUGCCUCCCAAACUUCACAAACUGUUGCCUCUCACGUUCCUUUUGCAGAUUUAUGUUCAACUUUAGAACGAAUACAGAAAAGUAAAGGACGGGCAGAAAAAAUCAGACACUUCAAAGAAUUUUUAGAUUCUUGGAGAAAAUUUCACGAUGCCCUUCAUAAGAACCAAAAAGAUGUCACAGACUCGUUUUAUCCAGCCAUGAGACUUAUCCUUCCUCAGCUGGAAAGAGAGAGAAUGGCCUAUGGAAUCAAAGAGACUAUGCUUGCUAAGCUUUACAUUGAACUGCUUAACCUACCCAGAGAAGGAAAGGACGCCCUUAAGCUCCUGAAUUACAGGACGCCUACUGGAGCUCGUGCAGACGCCGGAGACUUCGCGAUGAUUGCGUACUUUGUGUUGAAGCCCAGAUGUUUGCAGAAAGGCAGUUUAACCGUCCAGCAAGUAAAUGACAUUUUAGACUCCAUUGCCAGCAAUAAUUCUGCCAAAAGGAAGGACCUGGUAAAGAAGAGUGUUCUUCAGCUUAUAACUCAGAGUUCAGCACUUGAACAGAAGUGGCUGAUACGGAUGAUUGUAAAGGACCUCAAGCUUGGUUUUAGUCAGAAGACUAUAUUUUCUAUUUUUCAUAAUGAUGCGGAGGAGUUGCACAGUGUCACCACAGAUUUGGAGAAAGUCUGUAGGCAGCUGCAUGACCCUUUGGUCGGACUCAGUGACAUUUCUAUCACUUUAUUCUCAGCCUUUAAACCAAUGCUGGCUGCCAUAGCGGAUAUUGAGCGAAUCGAGAAGGACAUGAAACACCAGAGUUUCUACAUCGAAACCAAGCUAGACGGCGAGCGCAUGCAGAUGCACAAAGACGGGGAUGUGUACCAGUACUUCUCGCGAAACGGGUACAACUACGAGGACCAGUUUGGUGCUUCCCCACAGGAAGGCUCUCUGACGCCGUUCAUUCACAGUACAUUCAAGCCAGACGUGCAGAACUGUAUCCUGGACGGUGAGAUGAUGGCCUACAACCCUCAUACGCAAACGUUUAUGCAGAAGGGGAAUAAGUUUGAUAUUAAACGAAUGGUUGAAGAUUCUGAUCUGCAAACUUGUUACUGUGUUUUUGAUGUGUUGAUGGUUAAUAAUAAAAAGCUAGGACAUGAGACCCUGAGAAACAGGCAUGAAAUUCUGAAUAGUGUUUUCACACCAAUCCCAGGUAGAAUAGAAAUAGUGCAGAAGACACAAGCCCAGACUAAGAAAGAGGUAGUUGAUGCUUUGAAUGAAGCAAUAGAUAAAAGAGAAGAGGGAAUCAUGGUAAAGCAUCCUCUUUCUAUUUACAAGCCAGACAAACGAGGUGAAGGAUGGUUAAAAAUUAAACCAGAGUAUGUUGAUGAAUUGAUGGACAAACUGGACAUCUUGAUUGUCGGAGGCUAUUGGGGUAAAGGUUCACGGGGUGGAAUGAUGUCUCAUUUUUUGUGUGCUGUGGCAGAGAAGCCCACUUCUGGGGAAAAACCAUCAGUGUUUCAUACUCUCUGUCGUGUUGGCUCAGGUUACACCAUGAAAGAACUGUAUGACCUGGGUUUGAAAUUGGCCAAACACUGGAAGCCUUUUCACAAGAAGGCUCCGCCCAGCAGCAUUUUAUGUGGAACAGAGAAGCCAGAGGUGUACAUUGAACCUUGCCACUCGGUCAUUGUUCAGGUUAAGGCCGCAGAGAUCGUCCCCAGUGACAUGUAUAAAACUGGCUGCACGUUGCGUUUUCCACGAAUUGAAAAGAUAAGAGAAGACAAAGAGUGGCAUGAGUGCACAACCCUGGAUGAGCUGGAGCAACUUCGGGGGCAAGCAUCUGGAAAGCUCGCAUCUAAACACCUUCACAUAGGUGGUGAUGACGAACCGCAAGAGAAAAAGCGCAAAGCUGCCCCCAAGGUUAAGAAAGUCAUUGGAAUUAUCGAGCACCUAAAAGCACCUAACCUCUCUAACAUAAGCAAAGUUUCUAAUAUAUUUGAAGAUGUGGAGUUUUGUGUUAUGAGUGGAACAGACGGCCACCCAAAGCCUGAUCUGGAGAACAGAAUUGCAGAAUUUGGUGGUUACAUAGUACAGAAUCCAGGCCCAGACACAUACUGCGUGAUCGCAGGGGCUCAGAACAUUAGAGUGAAAAACAUAAUUUCUUCAAAUAAGCAUGAUGUCGUCAAGCCUGAGUGGCUUUUAGAGUGUUUCCAGACCAAACGCUGUGUGCCCUGGCAGCCUCGCGUCAUGAUUCACAUGUGCCCAUCAACAAGAGAGCAUUUUGCCCGAGAGUAUGACUGCUAUGGUGAUAGUUACUUUGUUGACACAGAUUUGAAUCAACUGAAGGAAGUAUUCUCAGGAAUUAAAGAUCCUAGGGAACAGACUCCUGGAGAGAUGGCCGCUGUGAUCGCUGACUUAGAACACCGCUAUUCCUGGGACAGCUCUCAUCUCAGUAUGUUUCGAAGCCACACUGUUUAUUUGGACUUGUACACUGUUAUUAAUGACUUAAGUACCAAAAUCGAGGGAACAAGAUUAGCUAUAACAGCCUUGGAGCUUCGAUUUCAUGGAGCAAAAGUGGUUUCUUGUUUAGCCGAGGGCGUGUCACACGUAAUCGUUGGGGAAGAUCGUAGUCGUGUUGCAGAUUUUAAAGCUUUUCGAAGAGCUCUUAAGAGAAAGUUUAAAAUCCUACAAGAAUGUUGGGUAACUGAAUCAAUAGACAAGUGUGAAUUACAGGAGGAAAAUCAAUAUUUGGUUUAAAGCUAGCUUUCCUAUUGAGGAAAGCUUCCUAUCUGGCCGACUUACUGCAACAGGCUGGAAUGAUAAAAUAUUAAAUCGCAUUUUAUUUUUAAUCUCUUAAAAUCUGUGCUUAAACAGUAUUAUUAUUAACUAUAGAAACACAAUCACUUUAACUUCUGAUACAGGAAAGACACUGAAUGGCCUAAAGUCAAGAGAGAAAAAAAAUUUUUUUAGCAGUGUAGUAGUUGAUGAUUUUUUAUAACCAAGAUGAAAUAAACAGUUUAAAAUUAUAAUCUCCCUACAGAAAUCUAAAAUUUUGACUCAGAUAUUAAUAAAGUACGUUUAGAAGCUUUUAAAGUCAUUAAAAGCAUUGACCUAACCAGGAUUUUUCUGAAAGUCAAAUAAAAAUUUUAAUAAUAGUUUCUAUCUAAUAAAAGCAUUGCAAGGAAAAAAUCAGAAUUGUUACAGUUGGGCUUGUGAAAAUUUAUUUUUUUAAAUUGAAGGCUAAAAUUCCUCUUUGAUAUGUGAGAUGUAAACUUUUUUAAAGUUAAGUUCAAGCUCAUGAAUAAAUACCUUGUUAAUGAUGCUAUUAGCUAAAUCACGGGAAGUUGAAUAAGAUUUAAUGGUUUAAAAACUUAACAUUACAUCAGUUUGCUUUUUAAAAUCUCUUGCAAUUUUAAAAAUACUUAGCCCAUGUUUGUUUUCUAAAACAGAGCGGCUUUAAAGAAAACGUUUUAUGUGAAUUUGUACCCCGUUAUAAAUAGCAUUCACAAAGAGUGGUUUUCCUAGGUAUCAAACAGGUGUUGGAGUGGCCUGUGUGUUGUAGCUUUCUGUACAGAGAAUUAAUAGCUUUGACUUUUUACAGUGACUUUUAUUUAUCCUUGGGUUAUUUAAAGUGUGGAUAGUAUGUGUGUACAUGUAUAUAUAUUAUGUCUAGAUUUACAUACCAAACAUAUAAAUACCAAAAUAUACCAGAUUUUGGAAUAUAGCCUAUACAUUUUGAAAAAUAUGUUUUCAUGACACUAAUGAAAUACUUGGAACUUGGUACCUGAGAAAUAAUGUGUAGAUUAUUUGUAGGUAAUUAGAAAUUUUAUCCAAACAGUGGAACAAAUGUAUGUUUUGUUAUAUUUCUUAAUUUAAAUAAAAUAUUUAAUGUACUAUUAAAACAA
Camelus dromedarius (Arabian camel) is the source of this 4029-nucleotide messenger RNA. RefSeq names its product DNA ligase 4 (gene LIG4). Gene Ontology annotation, molecular function: DNA ligase (ATP) activity; ATP binding; DNA binding. Gene Ontology annotation, biological process: double-strand break repair via nonhomologous end joining; immunoglobulin V(D)J recombination; nucleotide-excision repair, DNA gap filling. The coding region runs from base 146 to 2881 and encodes 911 amino acids. Gene Ontology annotation, cellular component: DNA ligase IV complex; DNA-dependent protein kinase-DNA ligase 4 complex. Lineage: Eukaryota; Metazoa; Chordata; Mammalia; Artiodactyla; Camelidae. The transcript has 2 exons. The record is from RefSeq and is a predicted model, not a curated record.